AAAUUGUAGAAUGGAAAGAUUUCAAAUUCAAUUAAAGAUUAGUAUGUUUUCUUUUCUUUUAGGUUGGCCCUACCUAUGGACGUCGCAUGUUGACAGGAUUGCUUAGAAGCAGGGGGCAUCGAAUUGGUGAGAGAGCUACCGCCUCUGCAUUGCGCGAAAUUAAUCCUGCUUACCACCGUCAUCGUCAAAGAGGAACUGAGAGGCUUAGAAAUCCCACACCGUACUACGCAGAAUAUGCAGGACACAAACUGCACAUGGAUCAGAACGAGAAACUUGCCGAAUAUGGAUUGACGCAUGUUAUUGCAUCAGAUGGUUUUAGCGGGAAAAUUGUUGGGGCUUCCUCAAUGCCUGUCAAGAAUAACAUUACAAUUUAUGAUGAAGUAUACAGGGCAGCAUGCUUGCAGUACGGCAUAUGGGAUCAAGUUCGAGUUGAUUAUGGCCGAGAGUUCUACCUUGUACUCUACAAACAGGAGUGUCUUCGCGAUAUGAGGACCAAUACCAACAGACAACCGUUUAUGCAAACACAAUCAAAACAGAACCAUAUUGCUGAGAGAGUGUGGGUGGAAGUUAAUCACCGUUCAACUUACCCUAUGAAAAGGGUUUUAGUAAAYAUGAAAGGACGUGACCUUCUGGACAUGGAAGACGACUGCUGGAAAGGAUGCAUGUCAGAGUUUUUGAUCUCCGUGUGCAGAAGCUCUAUUCAAAAUUUAAUCGAUGCUUGGAAUUCUAGAAGCAUUCCAGGCAAAGGAAUUCCCAACCUUCGUUUUCAAGCUAAUUUCCGGUGUGCGCCAGUGACGCAGUACGAUUUACCGAACGGCUACGAAUUGAGUCAAGAAUACACCCAAUUGGGGGGGCAAAUAACUGAAUUCUCCCCAUAUGGAAGUGAUCCACUUUUGAACGACUUUCAGGCCAAGGAAAACCGCGAUCGUCUAUUUUUUUCACGUUACGUCUCUUUUGAAAACGUUGCCCAUGCAAUUGCUAACCACCAAGAGGACGUUUUUGAACAAGCUCUAUUGCAUUACAUAAAUCUAACGCUUCACGGAUCUUACGUUUGACAUUAAUUCAUUGCUGUUUCAAUCUUUUUAGGUAAAAUUGGUACAAAAAUGUAGUCAUGGCUCAAAUUUCGCCUAAAUGAAUUCCAUAUGGUCAACCUCGGAGAGCUCGCAAACCAGCAGGGUUUGAAGAACGUGUUAGGCACAAAUUUCUAUUUUAUGCCCCUUCCAAGUAAAAAGAGUCUAUUAAACAUGUAUUAAAGGCCCACGCUCAUCCAAGAACUUUUCUGCAAUUUUUCUUCACUUAUAUUACGAUUGAUCACAAAGUAUCUUUAAAAAGGGAUAAUUUGCAAAACAAAAGCUAUGAUGAAAUGAUGACGAACCUUGCAUUAAGUAGCAUUGAUAUAAGAACCAAACUCAUGAAGUCAUAUUAUGCACAGUGUUUUACUGUAUCGUACUAUGUGUUUGAGUAAUAAUGACCCCAUAAUAUUUGCUUUUGCGAAGUAGCGCUGUUUUUUUCUGAUUAGUAUUAUAUGCAAAUUCACUUUGAUCCCUGGAAUACUUUUAUUCUGCAAGGGGAAUUUCUUUUCUGUUUUCUUCUAGUUUKUGAAGAUUUUGUAUCAAUGAUAUAAAUCGAUAUAAAGAAAUCUUUGAAAAGAUCUGAUACAACUCUAAAGCUUUAUGCAUAAAACACGUGAAUCUAUAGCAAAGUGCUCAAUUUGUAUAUACGUUAUCGUUAAACCAGAAGAAGAAAAAACGCUCCAUUUUAUUUGACGCCGUCCUGGUGUGAGAUGGAGAAAAGAAACUUUAUGAGCGGCCGUGUUGUAUGGGAACUUUAGAAAAGUCAUUAACAAUUCAUGAGCUGUCUAUUUCCUCAGGUGAUUGACCUUAUAAACACUAGUGUUGUAUCAGAUUUACAACACGGUCGUCGACAACCCAACACUAGCAAUGGUCUGAGUUUUAGUAUCAAAUCAUMGWCCUUCACUAGGUUUUGAAGCAAGUAAAUACCGAUAGCAUCACUCCCUUAUCCAAAAGAUGGCUUGCUUUUCCAUGUGGGAUGAAUAUUAUUCAAAUAUAUUAAUUAUUCAAAAUGUUCUCUGUUGCAGUAAAUUGCGCAUGCUUAAUAGAGAAUAAACUCAGUAGUUACCUUGUUUGUCUUUUUUCGUCAUUUAUCACACUAUAAUUGAUGUUAUCAAACUCAUUGAUAAUUCAUAAUGUCAUUAGCCAAUGAUAUACGGAGAAUCUAAUCACGUGAUUAUACCUUUAUAUUGGGUAAAAGGUGCAGCAACCUCAAA
Molecule: messenger RNA, 2287 nt
Organism: Exaiptasia diaphana
Lineage: Eukaryota; Metazoa; Cnidaria; Anthozoa; Actiniaria; Aiptasiidae
Exons: 4
Coding region: 87-1055 (322 amino acids)
Source: RefSeq, a predicted model, not a curated record